This is a messenger RNA of Aspergillus luchuensis, 933 nucleotides long. RefSeq lists its product as uncharacterized. Bases 1 to 933 code for a protein of 310 amino acids. The transcript has 5 exons. The record is from RefSeq and is a predicted model, not a curated record. Lineage: Eukaryota; Fungi; Ascomycota; Eurotiomycetes; Eurotiales; Aspergillaceae.
AUGCCUACUUCCAUCGAAACUACCGUCAGCACGCAGACUAAGAUUCGCCCUACCGUCCGGCUCGCCGCUGUUGACGGGGAUGCCGAAAAGCAGCCCGAUUGGCUGGUCGAGCUUCACACAAAGGGCUGGACGGUUGUCCGCGGUGCCCUACCAAGGGACCGAGCACUAGCCUAUGCCGGCAAGGCCUACGAAUGGCUUGAAAGCUGGGACCUGGGGUUCGACCGCAAGGACCCGUCGACCCGCAAGGCAGCGAACCUUCCCUGGCACACUCACGGGGGGCUUUACAGCAGUAACUGCUCAGACGGCGUGAACCUUUCCUUACCCGAAAUGGAACGCCCCAAGACAGACCCUAUUUUCGCGCCGUGGGCGCAUGUCGACCAGUCUCCCUUUAACAGCAAGUUCGACACCGUCCAAGGAAUUGUGAAUUUGCUCCCCAAUGGGCCCGAGGAUGGCGGGUUGAUGGUGUUUGAAGGGUCAAGCGCUUGCUAUACUGAGUUGUGGCAACACUUUGACCACAAGAAGGGUGAAAAGGGAUGGAGCACGUGGGCCUAUCAAAGUGUUGAUGAGGAUAUGUGCCAGUGGCUUGAGGCUAGGGGAUGCAAAUGGACCAAGGUGUGCGCAGAGCCUGGCGAUCUGCUACUCUGGGACUCGCGCACGAUCCAUUACGGCGCUGCUCCUUCUUCGGUCAAUGACCGCUUCGCUGCCUAUGUCUGCUACAAGCCGGCCGCCGCUAUCUCAGAGGAGGCGAGAAGUGUGCGCCUGCAGGCGUUCGAAACGAAGCAGAAUACAACACAUGAUCCGGCUGAUUUUCGAGUCAGGGAGUACCUGCCACCGACAGAUCAUCCUACCUACGAAGCGGCCAUCAAGAGGCCGUUACACAGCCCGGUGCUUUCGAAGCGAGCGAGGGAACUGAUUGGGCUGGAUCUAUACUGA